This is a messenger RNA of Lachancea dasiensis, 225 nucleotides long. Lineage: Eukaryota; Fungi; Ascomycota; Saccharomycetes; Saccharomycetales; Saccharomycetaceae. The record is from the annotation of a GenBank genome assembly.
AUGUUUUCACAAUUGAUUCGUUGGGGGACAAGCAGAACUAUUAGUCAAGGCGGCCCUCGUCUUUUGAGCGGCAGCUUGGGGAUUUCAAAUCCAUUUUUAACCCGAGGUUUCAAAGUCAGAACUGCCAUCAAGAAGUUCUGCAGCGAUUGUUAUAUGGUUAGGCGCAAAGGCAGAGUCUACGUGUAUUGCAAAUCUAACAAAAAACAUAAACAACGCCAAGGUUAG